Molecule: messenger RNA, 684 nt
Organism: Dalotia coriaria
Lineage: Eukaryota; Metazoa; Arthropoda; Insecta; Coleoptera; Staphylinidae
Product: pupal cuticle protein 20-like
Exons: 2
Coding region: 25-684 (219 amino acids)
Cellular component (GO): chitin-based extracellular matrix
Molecular function (GO): structural constituent of chitin-based larval cuticle
Source: RefSeq, a predicted model, not a curated record
UUUUUCUUGAUUCUGGGCGUUGGAAUGGCUGUAGCUGGUCGUUUGGAUAAUACUUAUCUACCUCCAAGUAAUGCCGCUACUGCCGGCGGUAAUAGCAAUAUAUUGGCAGCUCCCGAAGGCGGUGCACAUCCGCCAACAGGUGUUGAAAGCGAUAGCGAAAACACCAACAAUCCAGCAGCAUCCGCAGCAAUCCUAAAAUACGAAAAUGAACAACCCGGUGACGGCAGCUACAAAUUCGAAUAUGAGACAGAGAAUGAGAUCCAUCAUAGUGAGACCGGCGAAUUGAAGAACGCUGGCGAGGAGAACGAAGCAAUGUCCGUACAAGGUUCAUACUCGUACAUGGGCCCGGAUGGCGUUAUGUAUACUGUAACGUACAUCGCUGACGAAAACGGUUUCCGCGCUACAGGUGAUCACAUUCCGACCGCGCCGCCGGUGCCAGAAGCUAUCCAAAAGGCCCUCGACGAAAUGGAAGCGAUGAGUGAACACAACGGCCAGAGCCCGGAUAAAACUCAUAGUGGUGGUAGUGAAAACGGUGGCUCCUAUCAGCGCGAGCACAAUCAAGAUACCCAAGCAGUUGUAAUUGAAGCUGAACCAGAAUAUCAGCCGCCGCAAACUGCCGGCCGCGAAUAUCUUCCACCCAACCAAGCAAAUUUAAAUACGCCAUCCAACGGAUAUCGCUAUUAG